Angiostrongylus costaricensis is the source of this 741-nucleotide messenger RNA. Lineage: Eukaryota; Metazoa; Nematoda; Chromadorea; Rhabditida; Metastrongylidae. The record is from the annotation of a GenBank genome assembly.
AUGGCCCCGUAUUCUGUGUUGGUGACCGGAGCAAAUCGUGGCAUUGGCCUCGGACUUGUGAAGGAAUUCCUCAAGAACAAAGAAAUUCAACAUGUCAUCGCCACCGCACGGGAACCCGAUAGUGCAAAGGCAGUUCAUCGACAUAAUUAUUUAGAGUUGAAGAGAAUCGGUGACAAGCGUCUCAGUGUUAUAAAGCUGGAUGUGACAAGUGACGAAUCUAUCAAGGACGCUUCUAUUGCGGUCAAGAAUCUUGUUGGUGACCGUGGUCUUACAGUCUUAGUGAAUAAUGCUGGCAUAUUUGUGAAGUAUUUCACGAAUCAGGAGCCGAAUCGUGCUGACAUCAUUAAGAAUUUUGAUACGAACGCCGCAGGUGUUGCUGUGCUCACUCAGAUGUUUCUACCGCUUUUGCGAAAAUCAGCCUCCUAUAUAGCUACGGACGAGUUUUUUUCCAUAGAUCGAGCGGCCAUCAUUAACAUUUCCUCUGGUGCCGGCUCAAUUGACACCAAUACUACUGGUUCGAGCUCUUCUGGGAUGUUGGCAUACAGAAUGAGCAAGGCAGCAUUGAACUCGCUAAUGAAAACAAUGGCAAUCGAUCUGGAACCAGAGCAUAUCCUAAUCUCCUCUUUUUGCCCAGGAUGGGUGCAAACUGACAUGGGUGGCUCGAAUGCGGACAUAACGGUCAGCAAGCAUUUCAAUUACACCUUUCAGAGGUUAAUGCCCGGUUUCAACCUGCAUUUUUAA